Cladophialophora psammophila CBS 110553 is the source of this 1014-nucleotide messenger RNA. RefSeq lists its product as uncharacterized. Lineage: Eukaryota; Fungi; Ascomycota; Eurotiomycetes; Chaetothyriales; Herpotrichiellaceae. The record is from RefSeq and is a predicted model, not a curated record. The coding region runs from base 1 to 1014 and encodes 337 amino acids. The transcript has a single exon.
AUGUCUCAUUCAGCACCGGGAGACGUUGUCUUUGUAUCUGGUGGUACUGGUACCCAGGGUACCGCCACAAUCCGUGCCCUUCUCCGCCUUGCUUCCUCCACGCACCCUAUCUCCAUUCACGCUCUCGUCCGCGACCCUGACAGCCCCAAAGCUCAAGCACUAGCACAACUUUCGCCGUCAGUCAAGCUUUUCAAGGGGGACAACGACGACCGAUCCGCCAUCGCCGCCGCCGCAGAAUCAUGUACCGCGUGCUUCUUCAUUCUUCUCACGGGUUGGGACCAAACGGAGUCCAGAGCAGAGCGACGUCAAGCUGAUACCAUCCUCUCAGUUCUCUCCUCGGUCACCACCAUGAGGCGAGUGGUGUAUACCACCACCGCAGGUGUGCGAGAUCCCAGCAUUCCAGGAAACUUUAAGAACCUCGAAAAGGGCACCCACCGCUACGCCUACUUCGAAGGUAAACAUGCCAACGAGAUGGCGGUCCAGAAGACUGCCGAGGAGAAUGGCUGGGCUUGGACGAUUUUCAAACCAGCGUACUUUCUUUCAAAUUUUCUCAAACCGAUGGCCGAAUUCAUGUACCCACAGCUUGCUGAGCACCGGAUUGUGACGGUGAUGCCGGCCGACUGGAAGUAUUAUCUGGUCGAUCCAGAAGAUAUUGGACUAUUCUGCGCCGUCGCUGUCAUCGGACCUGGAAAGGGACGUGACCUGCCUGACAUGUCGUUGCAGAAGAUCGAUCUGGUCUCCCAGGUCGGCCUGUUAACCGACGUCACCGGUGCAAUGGGGAGAGCCCUCGCAAAACAUGGUGACCAGGUGAAAAUUAACGUCGAGUACAUUACCGCGGAGGAAGCACAGAGGAGAGGAAUUAACUCGUCCAAGACGGAAUACGAGCAGUUUCUGGCGAGUAAUCCAACACCCCUUGACUUGCAGCGUGUCAAGGAUCUAGGAUUCGAAUCGGGAACACUCGACGGGUUUUUUGAAAGGGAAAUACAGAGGCUGAAACUGGUGCUGGCCUUAUGA